Scatophagus argus is the source of this 1855-nucleotide messenger RNA. Its product is annotated as bromo and FHA domain-containing protein DDB_G0267958-like. The transcript is spliced from 6 exons. Lineage: Eukaryota; Metazoa; Chordata; Actinopteri; Scatophagidae. Bases 332 to 1855 code for a protein of 507 amino acids. The record is from RefSeq and is a predicted model, not a curated record.
AACACGGAAACUAUUUUGUUUAUCAGUGGAGGUUACAUCCUGUUGGUUACAGUUCUUCUGUGUUUUCCAUCUGCUCUGGCGCCAUACCUUCGUAAAAACAGCCUUAGUUUCGUAUCAAUAACCAACAAACUUUACUACACAAGUCGCUUAGAGCGUUCAGGAAAGUUUGACCGUGAAACAUCCAUCUGAAAGUCCCGGAUUGUAUUCUGGCGGGUUUCAGUGUUAGCUUAUGCUGUUAGCCUGCUGCCCCGUGAACAGAGAUGACCACUGACAGACUUUUUCUUUCUGCGUAUUACGACUGUUAACUAAACCCAGAGCCCCUCCGUUUAUUAUGGCGAGUGAAAACACCGAGACUAACGCGGGGAACGAUGAGGAAACUGGUCCUCCUUCAGAGCCAAACGAGCACGACUAUGCCCACACAGCGGCCAGUAACUUUACUUCCACGGAGGCGUCCUCCUUCUCCGGAACACUGGUGACUGAUGCUGAAGUCACCGCACAAGAAAGCUUUACUGCACCGACUGAACCUGAGCAGAGCGCACCAGAGCAGCCCUCUUUGUCCGUAGAGCUUCCCGAACCUGCCGUGGGUGCGGAGGUGGACUGCCCAGGUGGAAGUUAUGUGGAUGCGUCCUCUCUUCUGCCGCAAACCGAAGAUGAUUCCCAAAGGACGGCAACCCCUGAACAUGCCGCUCCCGCUCCCGCUCCCCCCGGCACAUGGCGCGGUGGCCGCCGGCGUACGAUGCGACCAGAGGACAGAAACUGUUCCUGCUGCAAGUGUGAGUUCGAGAGACAGGGCCGCAGCUUCAACCGGAGGGCGGUGUACACCUUCACCACCCCGGAGACUGUGCAGUGGGCCUUCCCGGACGCCACAGUGCAUGAAAAGUCCUUUCUGUGCGAGACCUGUGCGCAGUUCAUCAGGAGCAAAUGCAAGCGCAAACAGAGCGGAAAGCGGUCUCUGUGGCUGAAACCGCCUGCCUUAAAACAGUCAGACUUGAGAGACAAAAAGAAGAAAGGUCGCAGGAUGGGGAAAAAGAGCAAAGCGGCGCUGCUGGUGAGCAAGUCCUGCUACAAGGCCGCUUUCAAAAUGCUCUGGUCGGCCAAAGGUGCCCGGAAGCCCAUGAUGGACUUCUGGAGCAAACAGCUGAAAGAGGAGAUGAAGGUGCUGACACGGCAGACGGACAGUCCCUUCCACCAGAAGGUGUCGAGCAGGAAACCGCUGUCGUCUUUCCCCUGGCGACGCUGUCUGAACUGGGCUCAGGAUAAAGCUCCACUCGUCACCACCUGCCUCACCUCCCUGUUCCCGGACAUCAACGCCCUCUCCAAGAGCAGUCACCAGCUGUCGGAGGAGCAGGCCCAGACGCUGCUGGAGCGCCGGGCUGUGGUGGCGCUCUCCAUCCCGCUCUUCACCAGGAACAUCUGGAAGAACAACUUCCUGCAGGCGGCUCUGGGUGCAGAGCUCCGCUUGCAGGGCUGCUCUGGCUCCGCCCUUGAUGCCCUCAACACCAUGGGACUGUGUCAGAACAAGGACACAGUCAGGCUACUGCUGCACAGACUCCGGAACAACAAGAAGGUUCCAACACAGAACGGACAACAGCGGAUGAAGUUAAAACGGGAGCAGAUGAAAGGAGAAUCAAUGACAGACGUGGAGGAGGAGGAGGAGGAGGAGGAGGAGGAAGAAGAAGAAGAAGUAGUAGAAGAAGAAGAAGAAGAGGAGGAGGAAGAGGAGGAGGAGGAAGAAGAAGAAGAGGAUGAAAUGGAAAUUGCAGUAGAGGAGGAAGAAGAGGAAGAAAUGCAGGACGGGACUCCGCCCAAGAACUGGACAGACCCCACCUCCAAUCACAGAGCAGGACUGAGGUAA